AUGAUGGACGCAUGGGCAGCGCAAAAUGAGAAGUUCUGGACUAGCUGCACUGGACAUGUGGUUUCUCAAGUUUAUUGUCUUUUCAUGCUGAUGGACGAUCUUGAAUCUGGGAUGCAACAGCUUCGAACCGUUCGAACAACUACAUAUAAGAAAUUAGUCACGGAAGAAGUAUGCUCUGCACUGAACGGAGACGGUGCACUGGCAGAUCGGCGGUCGGAAAGGAUUUGCUAG
Molecule: messenger RNA, 231 nt
Organism: Gongylonema pulchrum
Lineage: Eukaryota; Metazoa; Nematoda; Chromadorea; Rhabditida; Gongylonematidae
Source: the annotation of a GenBank genome assembly